UCUGCAAUUUAGUUAAUCAAAAUGUUUAUCUGGUCAGAGAUAGGAAAACGGCAACUUAGAUGAAUACAAAAGUCUUUAACUGUUCUAAUGAUUUGUAUUAAUAAUCUUUUUUCUCUAUGGCCAUUAAUGAAGCGUGGCACUCCUUGGAGCGAUGGCACUCAGGGAAUAACGCAGUGUCCAAUCCUUCCUGGGGAAACUUUUACAUAUCAAUUUGUUGUUGAUAGGGCUGGAACAUACAUGUAUCACGCUCACUACGAGAUGCAAAGAUCAGCAGGGCUGCAUGGCUUGAUAAGAGUGCUGGUUCCUGAAGGUACAGUGGAACCAUUUUCAUAUGAUGAAGAAAGAAGCAUCGUCGUUAAUGAUUGGUGGCAUAAAAGUGCAAUUGAACAGUCUACAGGGCUUUUAUCAUUGAAUUUUAGCUGGGUUGGUGAGCCACAGUCUCUGUUGAUCAAUGGGAGGGGGAGAUACAACUGCUCAUUGGCUGGAACUACUGAUGUGUGUGAUAUGACAAAUACUGAAUGCUUGCCUUUUGUGUUGACAAUGGUUCCUGGGAAGACUUAUCGAUUGAGGAUCGCGAGCCUCGCUUCCCUUUCUGCGUUGAAUUUGGAAAUAGAGGGGCAUGAUAUGAUUAUUGUUGAAGCUGAUGGUCAUUAUGUAGAUCCGGUCAUAGUGAAGAACCUAAAUAUCUACUCUGGUGAGACAUAUUCAAUUAUAGUAAAGGCUGAUCAAGAUCCAUCAAGGAAUUAUUGGAUCGGACUCAAUGUUAUUAGUCGAAAACCGGGCACUCCUACCGGCACAUCUAUUCUUAACUAUUAUCCCAUUAGUCCAUUUAAGGUACCUCCAACCUUACCACCGACUGGUCCAUUGUGGAAUGACACGUUGUAUCGAUUCAAUCAGACCAAGUUGAUCAAAUCACAUCCAGAUCAUAUCGAACCUCCACCACCCACAUCAAAUCGUGUCAUCAUCCUCCUCAACACUCAAAAUAAGGUUAAUGGCUAUAUUAGAUGGUGUGUCAACAAUGUGUCAUUGAACCUACCCACCACACCAUAUUUAAUAGCAAUUAAAGAAAAAUUGCGACACGUUUUUAGCCAAAAGCCCGCCUUAGAGACCUACAAAUACAAAAAUUAUGACAUCCAUAGUGUGUUAAAAAACCCUAAUGCAACAUUAGGCAACUCAAUCCAUAGGUUGGAGUUCAAUUCUACAGUAGACCUCAUCCUUCAGAAUGCAAAUGCACUGAGCUCAAACAUAAGUGAGACGCACCCGUGGCAUUUACACGGGCAUGACUUCUGGGUGUUGGGGUAUGGAUUGGGCAAAUUUGACCCACAAAUCGACCCAAAAAACUAUAAUUUGGUUGACCCGAUUCAAAAGAACACGGUGCCAUUGCACCCUUACGGGUGGACGGCAUUGCGGUUCCAGGCUGACAAUCCGGGCGUAUGGUCUUUCCACUGCCACUUGGAAGCCCAUUUCUUCAUUGGCAUGGGAGUUGUUCUAGAGGAAGGAGUGGAGAGGCUGGGAAAGCUGCCCAAAUCUAUUAUGGGCUGCGGUCAAUCGAAGUCACUUGUGAGAACUUGAAGUAUGAGGUUGCUUUGCCGGUCUUAAGUUUUCUGCUGGCUACGAUAUAUUUUUUUAAAAUUUAUUAUUGGUGUUAGGUGCAAUAUUCAUGAAUAAAAUUGCAAAACUUUUUCUUAAUUUUCUUUUGAGAAAUCGACCAACAUGA
Molecule: messenger RNA, 1717 nt
Organism: Dendrobium catenatum
Lineage: Eukaryota; Viridiplantae; Streptophyta; Magnoliopsida; Asparagales; Orchidaceae
Product: L-ascorbate oxidase-like
Exons: 4
Coding region: 88-1572 (494 amino acids)
Cellular component (GO): extracellular region
Molecular function (GO): oxidoreductase activity; copper ion binding
Source: RefSeq, a predicted model, not a curated record